CUAAUUGAUUUUACUAAUCUUAAAAAAGAAGCGUCGAAGUAAAUAGUAAGAAAUAAGAAUCUCUGCCUCUGUUUUAUAUAUAAGGACACCCAAGACAGAGCCUCCUAUACAUCAUCUUGAACUCAAAAAACAGAAAUUGAAACCAUGGAUUCUAUCAACUCCUUCAAGGGCUAUGGUAAAGUAGAUGAGCCCGAAGAACAAGCCUUCAAGCGAAAGACACGUAAGCGUCUCAUAAUUCUCAUUGUCGCCUCUGUCGUUCUUGUUGCUGUUAUCAUUGGUGCUGUUGUAGGAACUGUAUUACACAAAAGAAACAAUGAAUCAUCAACAGACUCUGUCGCGCCAACUGAGUUGACUCCGGCUGCUUCACUCAAAGCUGUUUGCAGAGUAACCCAGUACCCAGCUUCUUGUUUCUCUAGCAUCUCUGCUCUUGAAACUGCUAAUACCACUGACCCUGAAAUUCUUUUUAAGCUUUCUUUACGUGUCGCUAUGAAUGAGCUCUCUAGGCUUAAAGAUUAUCCUUCUAAGCUUAUUCAAACUGCUAAUGAUGCUACGCUUAAAGCUGCUUUGAGUGUUUGUGAUUCCGUUUUUGAUGAUGCUGUAGAUCGGUUAAAUGACUCUGUUUCUUCAAUGGCUGUCGGGGAUGGUGAAAAGAUUUUAUCCACUGCUAAAAUCAAUGACAUGAAAACUUGGCUCAGUGCUGUCAUUACUGACCAAGAAACAUGUUUAGAUGCUUUGCAAGAAUUGAACAGUACAAAGCAUUUUAAUAGUACGCUUCUUGAAGAUGUAAGGAAAACAAUGGUGAAUUCAACUGAGUUUGCAAGUAAUAGUUUAGCAAUUGUUGCCAAAAUUUUGGGUUUGUUAUCAGAUAUCAACAUCCCAAUUCAUCGAAAGUUGUUGGGUUCUGAAAGAUCCAAUUCAGGGUUUCCAGGUUGGGUUAGUUUGGGAGAUAGGAGGCUACUCCAAGAAUCAAAGCCUACCCCUAAUGUUACGGUGGCUAAGGACGGCAGUGGGGAUUACACUACCAUCGGAGCAGCGGUGGGAGCAAUUCCAAAGAAGAGUUUAUCAAGAUUCAUUAUUUAUGUCAAGGAAGGUACUUAUGUGGAAAAUAUUCUAUUGGAUAAACAUAAGUGGAAUGUGAUGAUUUAUGGAGAUGGGAAAGACAAGACUAUAAUUUCUGGUAGCAAGAAUUUUGUGGACGGAACUCCUACCUUCUCUACAGCCACUUUUGCUGUCACGGGCAAGGGUUUCAUGGCGAGAGACAUAAAGUUCAUCAACACAGCAGGGGCAGCAAAGCACCAAGCAGUGGCCUUCAGGUCUGGUUCAGACAUGUCUGUUUAUUACCAAUGUGCAUUCGAUGCAUAUCAGGACACACUCUAUGCUCACUCCAAUCGACAAUUCUACCGUGAGUGUGACGUUACUGGCACUAUUGACUUCAUUUUUGGCAACGCUGCGGUUGUUUUCCAGAAAUGCAAUAUCCAGCCCAGGCAGCCCUUACCAAACCAAUUCAACACCAUAACAGCUCAGGGCAAGAAAGACCCUAACCAAAACACAGGCAUUUCAGUUCAGAACUGCAAGAUUUAUGCUUUUGGUGCCACUCUUACAGCCACUACAUAUCUUGGUAGGCCCUGGAAAAAUUUUUCAACUACAGUUAUUAUGCAGACUGAUAUUGACAGACUGGUAAGUCCAGCGGGCUGGAUGCCAUGGGUCAGCGGCGUUGACCCGCCCAGUACGAUAUUUUAUGGAGAGUACAUGAACACAGGGUCUGGAGCCAAUGUGGAGAAAAGAGUUACAUGGGCUGGGUAUAAGCCUAGUCUUACAGAAGAUGAGGCAAGCAGAUUUACGGUAGGAUCAUUUAUCCAAGGACCUGAGUGGCUGCCAGCAACUGUGACAUUUGAUUCCACUUUAUGAUCAGAAAUUGCAUCAAAUGCUAUAUUGAGUGAAGAUUGGGAAGCUAUAGAAUUGCUUACGAUUUUCUAUAACUAGAAGAGGAUGUUUUUUCCGACGUUUUUCUCUUUGAUUAUAGGCAUUAGAAGAUGAAUUUGUUUCUAGUGUUCACACAAUUUUUUUAUCCUUUUCUUUCUUUUACUACUGGUAUAUGUGUUGCAUAAUUUUUAUGUGGCCUCCUCUCACUUCUUUAGAAACCAUCACAAAUUUGUACGGUGAAGAUAAAUAAUGAUCAGAAAAACCUGCAGCUAAUCUGUUUGUUAUUCUUUCUCUUCA
This is a messenger RNA of Jatropha curcas, 2220 nucleotides long. It is a transcript of the gene PME1, whose product is annotated as pectin methylesterase 1. NCBI's taxonomy places the organism in Eukaryota, Viridiplantae, Streptophyta, Magnoliopsida, Malpighiales, Euphorbiaceae. The record is from RefSeq and is a predicted model, not a curated record. Gene Ontology annotation, biological process: cell wall modification. Gene Ontology annotation, molecular function: pectinesterase activity; enzyme inhibitor activity.